Larimichthys crocea (large yellow croaker) is the source of this 7445-nucleotide messenger RNA. RefSeq names its product TAO kinase 2a (gene taok2a). The transcript has 20 exons. The coding region runs from base 507 to 3980 and encodes 1157 amino acids. The record is from RefSeq and is a predicted model, not a curated record. Gene Ontology annotation, molecular function: protein serine/threonine kinase activity; ATP binding. Gene Ontology annotation, cellular component: cytoplasm. NCBI's taxonomy places the organism in Eukaryota, Metazoa, Chordata, Actinopteri, Sciaenidae. Gene Ontology annotation, biological process: protein phosphorylation.
CUUUAUUUCCCUCACCGGAAACAGAACGCGUCAGUUUCCGGUCAGCAGUCCCGCCCCGUCGCUCUGAGCCAUCUUGUGUUUAGCUGCAAGAACAAAAACGGAGUCGGAACCGAGCCCAGCCGGGACGGGGCGCAGACACCAGCACCGAGCUUUAACAGAACCUUCGGAACAGCUGAUCUGUGGCGGGAAAACAUGCUGAGCGGCGCCGCGCGCGGACAGACACAGGCCACACCCCGCGCAGCAGCUAGCCCGAGAAGCUAACGAAGCUAAGCUAGCCAAUUAGCUAAUGCUAGCAGAGCUCGAGCUAACGGCUCGGUUCGGUUCAUUCUAACCCGCUCGUUUGUUUCGGAACCAGGCGGGACUUGUGUGGAAAUGGGCCCGGCGCCGUGCUGCCUGUCCGGCCGCUGAGAGCAGCAGCAGACCGGGCUAUGAGGACAGCGGCUCGCUAGCUCCGGCUAACGGUUGUUUUUCGUCGCACGCAGCAACAAGAAGCCGCGGCCCUGGCCAUGCCCUCGAGUGCACGGGCGGGCAAUCUCAAAGACCCGGAUGUGGCGGAUCUCUUCUGCAAAGAUGAUCCGGAAAAGCUGUUCGCCGACCUCCGUGAGAUCGGCCACGGCAGCUUCGGAGCCGUUUAUUUUGCCCGAGAUGUGCGCAACAAUGAAGUGGUGGCCAUCAAGAAAAUGUCGUACAGCGGCAAGCAGACGAACGAGAAAUGGCAGGACAUCAUCAAGGAGGUGAAGUUCCUGCAGAAACUCCGUCACCCGAACACCAUCGAGUAUCGAGGAUGUUACCUGAAGGAGCACACGGCAUGGCUGGUGAUGGAGUACUGCCUCGGCUCGGCCUCGGACCUCCUCGAAGUUCACAAGAAGCCGCUGCAGGAGAUCGAAAUCGCUGCUAUUACCCAUGGUGCACUGCAGGGAUUAGCAUAUCUUCACUCUCACAACAUGAUUCACAGGGACGUGAAGGCGGGAAACAUCCUGCUGACGGAGCCGGGUCAGGUCAAACUCGGGGACUUUGGUUCUGCUUCCAUCGUGGCUCCGGCCAACUCCUUCGUGGGGACGCCGUACUGGAUGGCUCCAGAGGUGAUCUUAGCCAUGGAUGAAGGCCAGUACGACGGCAAGGUGGACGUCUGGUCGCUGGGCAUCACCUCCAUAGAGCUGGCGGAGAGGAAGCCCCCACUGUUCAACAUGAAUGCUAUGAGUGCCUUAUAUCACAUCGCUCAGAAUGAAAGCCCCAUCCUUCAGUCCAAUCACUGGUCUGAUUCCUUCAGAAACUUUGUCGACUCAUGCCUACAGAAGAUUCCCCAGGACCGGCCUACCUCGGACGUGCUGCUCAAUCAUCGGUUCUUGUGCCGCGAGCGUCCGCUGACCGUCAUCAUGGAUCUGAUCGCACGGACGAAGGAUGCCGUGCGAGAGCUGGACAACCUGCAGUACCGCAAGAUGAAGAAGAUCCUGUUCCAGGAGACCCAGCAGAACGGGCCGGUGUCUGAGGGAGGGGAGGACGAGGAGGAGGUGGAGCAGUACCUGUUGCGGACCGGCACCGUGAACAGCAUGGAGAGCUCCCAGUCUGUUCCCAGUAUGUCCAUCUCAGCCAGCUCUCAGAGCAGCUCCGUCAACAGCCUGGCCGACGCCUCCGACGACAGCAGCAGUGAGAUGGCCAUGAUGCAGGAGGGCGAGCACACCGUCACCUCCAACAGCUCCAUCAUCCACCGACCCACGGGUCAGGAUAACAUCUAUGAUGACCCUUACCAGCCAGAGAUGGACCAGCCUCAGGCUCCCUCAGCUGGACGCCGUCGAGCUUAUUAUCGCAACCGUGACCACUUCGCUACCAUCCGAACCGCCUCAUUGGUGACCCGUCAGAUCCAGGAACACGAGCAGGGCUCGGCGCUGCGAGAGCAGAUGUCCGGGUACAAGCGAAUGAGGCGGCAGCACCAGAAGCAGCUGAUGGGUCUGGAGAACAAGCUGAAGGCGGAGAUGGACGAGCACCAGCUGAAGCUGGACAAAGAGCUGGAGAACCAGAGGAACAGCUUCUCCACCGAGGCUGACAAGCUGGUCAAGAAGCACCAGGCCAUCCUGGAGAAAGAGACCAAAGCUGCUCUCACCGAAGAGAAGAAGUUCCAGCAGCACAUACUGGGCCAGCAGAAGAAGGAACUGACCAGUUUACUGGAGUCACAGAAACGCCAGUACCGCCAGCGCAAAGACCAGCUGAAAGAGGAGCUGAGCGAGAACCAGUCGACCCCGAAGCGGGAGAAGCAGGAGUGGUUGAUCCGUCAGAAGGAGUGUCUGCAGCAGAUGCAGGCGGAGGAGGAGGCCAGCCUGCUCAGGAGGCAGCGGCAGUACUACGAGCUGCAGUGUCGCCAGUACAAGAGGAAGAUGCUGCUGGCCCGCCACAACCUGGAGCAGGACCUGCUCCGAGAGGACCUGAACAAGAAGCAGACCCAGAAGGACCUGGAGUGCGCCAUGCUGCUGCGGCACCACGAGUCCACGCAGGAGCUAGAGUUCAGGCAGCUGAGCUCGGUGCAGCGAACCCGGGCCGAACUGAUCCGAACACAACAUCAGACUGAGCUUACCAACCAGAUGGAGUACAACAAGCGUCGCGAGCAAGAACUGCGACAGAAGCACGCCAUGGAGGUCCGGCAGCAGCCCAAGAGCCUCAAGUCCAAAGAGCUGCAGAUCAAGCGUCAGUUCCAGGAGACCUGUAAGAUCCAGACCCGCCAGUACAAAGCCCUGAGGAACCACCUGCUGGAGAGCACUCCAAAGUCCGACCACAAGGCCGUUCUCAAACGCCUCAAAGAGGAACAAACACGUAAGCUGGCCAUCCUGGCCGAGCAGUACGACCACUCCAUCAACGACAUGCUGUCCACACAGGCUGUGAGUAAGUUGCGGCUCGAUGAGACGCAGGAGGCCGAGUACCAGGUGCUCCGGAUGCAGCUGCAGCAGGAGCUGGAGCUGCUGAACGCCUACCAGAGCAAGAUCAAGAUCCACACCGACACCCAGCACGAGCGCGAGGUCAAGGACCUCGAGCAGAGGGUGUCGAUCCGCCGGGCGCUGCUGGAGCAAAGGAUCGAGGAGGAGAUGCUCUCUCUGCAGAACGAGCGCUCAGAGCGGAUCCGGACGUUGCUCGAGCGCCAGGCUCACGAGAUCGAGGCCUUCGACUCGGAGAGCAUGCGCCUCGGCUUCAGCAACAUGGCGCUGACCGGCAUCCCGGCCGAAGCCUUCAACCAGGGCUACCCGACCCCCAGCCCGUCCUCGGGCUCCAGCGGCUGGCCGUCCCGGCCCGUCCCCCGCUCGGGCAGCCACUGGAGCCACAGCGUCCAGAACUCGGUGGCGACUCCGUCCUGGCGCAGCCAGAACCACGGCGGGGGAGGCUUCAGCCGCGCCGAGUCCAUCACCUCCUCCCACGGCCUCGGCAGGGACAGCGAGCUGCACAAGAGUGGCAGGGGCCACCCCUCCUCUUCCACCACCACCUCCUCCGCCUCCCACCAUCACCAGCAGCACUACCUCCCGCAGCACUACCAACACCACCAGAGCACGCCGCAGCUGUACCGCGACAGCCACGAGCGCGACAGCCGGGAGCGCGAGCGUGAGCGAGCCAGGGAGUGGGUGGGAGGAGGAGGCCACUACCCCCAUCACUCCCAGGGCCACCACCAUCACCAACACCAACACCACCACCACCACCUCUCCUCCCACGCCUCCUCCCAGUCCCUGGCUCUCCUGCCUCCCCCACCGCCACCUCCCCCCAUCUCCCUGUCCUCCUCCUCCCCUCCCUCCUCCGCCUCUUCUUCUUCAUCAUCACAGGGAGGUUACGGAGGCGGUGGCCUGAGUGUGCGGGGCCCCAGUCUGAUGGCCCUCAGGAACAGCCCCCAGCCUCUGAGGAGGACGGCGUCCGGGGGCCCGGGCGGCGGCAGUGACGGCGGGCUCAGCCGGAGCACGUCGGUCACCUCACACAUCUCUAACGGCUCUCACCUCUCGUACUCGUGAAGGCGCCCGACGCCUCGCCUCGUCUCUGAUCUGCGAGCGCCGUCCUGCUUCUGCAGAGAAAUCAAACACACAGGGCUACGAGGCGUCCACGCAAACACAGAGCAGAACCAGAACCACGCCCGCCGCCGAGACGAGGCGUGUUUUUAGCAUGUUCUUAAAAAGACAAAAACAAAACCCCGUUUUAAAAGUGUCAAUUUUAUGAUGAAACGAGUGUCACGACCCCGAGGACCGCUGCUGACCGCCACCAACAAAACAAACGAGCUGCGGGUUUCAAAACCAACGAGUCGACCCAAUUUAAGAUCCGACAGAAAAAAAAAAAAGAGUCCGAGGUCUGUCCCGUCAUCGCGUGACACAUCCGAUUGCACAGUAUUAAGACGGUUUAGCUGCAGGAGACACUUCCUGUUUCCUGUCGGACCAGUUUGAGAUUCAGGUUUGAGCUGAGACCUUCAGGUGUCGGGGUUUAAACCCGACCCGAGACCUUCAGGUGUUGGGGUUUAAGGUUGAGCCGUUGAGCCUUUCCUUUGUUCAGAGACAGGUGUGGAGCUUCCACUCGGCUAGCGGUGCUUUAAAAACCACUGUAACUAUGUAAAUAUCAGUCGACUGUAAACACAGUUUUUUUGAUUUCUAAGUGUUUCAUACGUUCACCGGGGCGGCGGGGAGGGCGGGAGGACGGUCGUGGCGGUCGGGUAGAUGACCAAGGGAAGACUUCUUGAACAUUUCUUUUAUUUGUAGUGAUAAGACUCUGUAUAAGACAAUUCAACAACACUGCCAUCUCCGCUGGGCUGACCCGAGACGACUCUGCCACUGCCCUUUAAGUCGAGACGUGAGCCGGUCCGUUGUUUGAGCUCGAGUCAGACGCUCAGGUGUUCAGAACAUUAGUCUCCAUUAGACUCUAUACAAAAGGACCUUAUUGCUGCAGCCAGCGAGGUCGAGCGAUUAGACGUGAGAACAUGUUGGUGUGGAGCGCUCUCUGUCGGUCAUACUGGCUUUAUCAAGCCUGGAAAAGUCCUGGAAAAUGACCUUGAAAAAAGAGCGGGUAGCCUGAUAUUUCAGGAGCAGGUUUGGUUCAGUGUGCACUCCAACCUGCUCGAACACUCUGAACACAAACCUCUGGGCUGAUGCAGAGCGAGCACGCGCUCUGGUGUGAAUCAUAAAUCGCGACAUGUCAGCGAGUAUUUCUCGUCUGGUCGUGAACGCUCUGAUCUGCCCGCGGCGACGCCGUCGGACUCGAGUCUCAAACAGCAAACCACGAAAAAACGUCGGAGGAGCGCUCCGUUAACGGGACGCUCCGUUAACGGAGCGCUUCCAGAGCGAGCCGAGCACGACGUGUGUGUGUGUGUGUGUGUGUGUGCGUUAGUGUGUGUUAGUGAGUGUGUGUGUGUGUGUGCGGCUUACCUUCCACCUCCACCUGCUCCCACACAGUCCGGUCUGCAUCUGUAGAUAAGAUGUACAUGUGACAUUACAGAGGAAACUCCGUGCAUGGAUCUCGUGUACAGACGACAUUUGUAUGGAUAACAUGCACACUACCUAUUUAUAUAAAUGUAAGAUACCUGAAGAUUGUUCACUGUCCAAACACUUACCAGUGUACAUAAAGCACUAACUUUGAGACUGUGUUAGAGUAAUAAUAAUGAUUAUUUUGUCACGUGACUUCAGCCCAUUUGUACUAGAUUCAGACAGAUAGAUGCUAUCAUUAUUAUUACCUCUGCUGCAGUUGGAAUAUUUAUGUUGUACGCUAAUUUUUAAAAAUGUAUUUGCCAAUUUUGACCACUAGGUGGGGGGAAUAAGCGCAAUGUUACUGUGAUAGAGUUCUAACAAACAAAAAAAGAGAAACAAUGUUUUUAACGGAGGACAAAAGGAGGACUACCUUUCCCAGCAUUCCUGUCGAGGUCUCAGGGAGGGAGUCUACCGCUCUGGGCAGGGCUGCGUUCCACUUUGUUUUUUUAUUAUUUUGAGCCAGUAUUAAACCGUGGAGCGUCCACAGUCGAGCUGACGCAGCUCCAGAUUCUUUCACUACGUUUUGGUGCCAUGUUUGUAGUUUUAUUUUGUUUCGCACUCUUCAACUUCCCCCAAACACACUGUAACCUGCAAAAUACGGAGUCCCAAAGAGGUCGAGAUCAAAACGACGAGCCGACCACGAGUGAGAGACUCUACUCAUUUUAUCUUUUAUUGAGUUUUAUUAAUUAACAGUCUGUUUUUACUUUUUGUGACUUUAUGAAGUUAAAAAACUUUUAAACAUUCAAAAAUCUAAUUUUAAAAGAACAAAAACAAAUGAUGAAAUAAGUUAAAGGUCCAGCGUGUGGCUCCUUACACAGAAUAUAAUCUUCAUAACUUCUGACUUUUAUAUCAGCAGACAAACUUUCUCUGCUGUGGGGUGAGGCGAGGGGUUGCAGUCGGCCACACAUACCGGACCUUUAAGUCGUGAUACGCGCUUUAAUUUCUUCAUUUAUUUUCACAGUUAUUAAUCCGACCACUUCGGGGCUCCGCUCUUCUUCUUUUGUUCCUCCUCAUUUUAUUUUGCACAGUCCGAAUGGGUAGAAAAAAAAAAUCAUCCAGGUCACUUCCUGCAGCGGCGUACCCGCCACCCGCCUCCCCUCGGUCACGUGACCCUCGGUCGCCGCUGCAGGACGCGCUGAGACCUCCGUGUGAUCUGAUGCUGUCCGUCAUGUCUACCUCAUUUGCACUGAUAGUAAAAGAAUGUUUGGACGGAGACGAGACGAAUUUUAGUUUCUUUUAUUUGUGCAAAUGUUGACGAGGGACCGAGAGGACGGAGCCGAAGACGUCCUCAUCACGGGACAGGACACAGACGUCCUCUCUGGACACAGACGUCCUCUCUGGACGCUGGAAGCUGUUUUUUCUUUAGAUUUCCCUCCGCUGUCUCCUCUGUGCUGGACUUAGAAUCCCUCAUCGAGACACUACAGACGUCUGCUGCGUUGAUCUUUGAUGGAAGCGUUUGGCGGGAACCUGCCGGUGGCGGGCGGCGACCCGUUCACGUCUCGCCGUCUUCAGAACCUCAAGAGAACGUUUGAACCGUGAGAUUUCAUUUUGCCAACUUCUUUUUUUUUUCUUCUUUUUUACACGCAUCGUUUUGUACGAAGUUUGAGUGCUGACCAUUCCUGUGUUAUCUCUGCCAACUCGAGCUGCACCGGGGACGACCACGUCUCCCGUUUGUCACAGGUUCGAGUCCCAAUACUGUGACUAGUUCAAUGACAUCAGGAGUUCUGUGUUUUCAUGUCAGAAUUAAAGGAACAUUCUGGGAAAUUUUCAUGAUUGCCAACAGAUGUUUGUGUUCUGGAUCCAUCUGCAGAUUAUUUUUAUUCUGAAUCAGAAGACGAGUUAACGAUGUUUUCAUGAUUUCAGAUUUCAGAUAUUCGGCUCAUCGUCACAUCGAACGGAAAAAUUAAGUUUCAGUGACAGUUUGUUCUGUGGUGCGUUCAAGGACGCGCUGACGUUUGAAUGAAAUAGUUU